CGUUUCUCUGCGCGGAAUGUGGAGCGAGGAGUUGCCAUUCGAAUUUCCUACGCGGCCUCCGGGCGAUUGGCCGGUUCGCGGACAGCGGCGCGGCGCGAUUGGCCAGGCGCGCACAAGCCCCGUGCGCUGGUUGGCCUGAGCCAGCGCGGAAGCGGGGAGUUAAAGAGUCUGUGCCUGUCGUGGGGUCUGGCUCGGCCCCCGGGAGCACCCUGGAGCCGGUGUUGGGGGCUUCCUUUUUAAAUACGCAGCCUUCUCUCUAGGCUAUGGGAGAUGUCAAAGAAUCAAAAAUGCAAAUAACACCGGAAACUCCAGGAAGGAUCCCUGUUUUAAAUCCUUUUGAAAGUCCUAGUGAUUAUUCUAAUCUUCAUGAACAAACUCUUGCCAGCCCUUCGGUUUUUAAAUCAACAAAAUUACCAACUCCAGGGAAAUUUAGAUGGUCUAUCGAUCAACUAGCUGUAAUAAAUCCUGUAGAAAUAGAUCCAGAAGAUAUUCAUCGUCAAGCUUUAUACUUAAGUCAUUCUCGAAUAGAUAAAGAUGUGGAAGACAAAAGACAAAAAGCCAUUGAAGAGUUUUUCACUAAAGAUGUCAUCGUACCCUCUCCUUGGACUGAUCAUGAAGGGAAACAGCUUUCACAGUAUCAUUCCAGUAAAUGCAUUAACAUAUAUAGUGACUCUCCAAUUGGAAAAAAGCUGACUAUUCAUUCUGAGAAAAGCAAUGCUGCUUGUCAGACAUUGCUGUCUCUUCCUGUGGAUUUUAAUUUAGAAAAUAUAUUAGGUGACUAUUUUAGAGCUGAUGAAUUUGCAGAUCAAUCUCCUGGAAACCUCAGUUCUUCAUCCCUCAGAAGAAAGCUGUUUCUAGAUGGGAACGGAAGCAUCUCUGACUCCUUACCUUCAGCUUCUUCCAGAAGUCCUCGUAGCAGUGCUCAGGCGUCACUUGAGGUUUUUUAUUCAAUAGAUUUAUCUCCUGUACAGUGUAGGAGCCCUGCGCAGACACCAAGUUCGGGGCAGUUUUCUUCUAGCCCUAUUCAGGCUAGUGCAAAAAAAUACAGUUUGGGAAGCAUAACCAGUCCUUCACCUAUUUCUUCACCUACUUUCUCACCAAUUGCAUUUCAAAUAAGAAAGACUCCACUCUCAGAACAAAGGAAGUUUGCUUUUCAUUCUCCUGAUGCUUCAUCUGGAACAAAUUCUAAUGGAAUUACUAACCCGUGUAUCAGAAGUCCUUAUAUAGAUGGCUGCUCACCAAUUAAAAAUUGGUCUCCUAUGAGACUCGAGAUGUGUAGAGGUGGUACUCAGUAUCGGACCUCACUGAUUCAGAUACCUUUUACUCUUGAGACUCACAGUGAAGAGAAAGAAGAUAAAGAGGAUAUUCCUUCCAAAGAUGUUUCAUCACCAGGCAUGGAUGCUGCUGGAAUACACCUACGGCAGUUGAAUAGUGAUGCCUCUACACAUGGCACACAUUUAGUUGUGACUGCCAUGUCUAUUACACAAAAUCAGUCCAGUGCUUCUGAGAAAGAAUUAGCACUGUUGCAGGAUGUUGAAAGUGAGAAGGAGAAUAACACUGUGGAUAUGGUUGAUCCUAUAGAGAUAGCAGAUGAGAACACUUGGAUUAAGGAGCCUGUUGAUAAUGGGAGUUUACCCAUGACUGAUUUUGUGAAUGGAAUUGCCUUCAGUAUUGAAAACUCUCAUAUGUGCAUGUCACCUCUUGCUGAAAGCAGUGUCAUUCCUUGUGAAAGCAGUAACAUUCAGAUGGAUAGUGGCUAUAAUACACAGAAUUGUGGAAGCAAUACUAUGGAUACAGUUGGGGCAGAGAGUUAUUGCAAAGAAAGUGAUGUACAAACCUUUGACGUGGAGACUAAAUCUCAAGUUUUUAAUAUAAAGCAAGAACACACAACACAGAGGUGUUGGAUGAAAACAGCAAGUCCUUCUCAAUGCAGCAGUCCAUAAAAUACCUCUAUCAGAACCAAAGACUGUGGCAGAAUAGCUCCUCACAUAUUUUUAUGCACAGGAUCAAUAAUGUGAUGGUGAUUGGGAAAGAACUGCUUCAAGUAACAUGCUUAGCUUUCUUUCCCUCCUUAAUGUGAAAAAUCAAGGGCUUAAUUUAGUGACAUAGGAACAACACAAAAGCUCCUGGAACUUAAAGUUACUGAAUUAUAAGUUUAUUUUUUAUCAAUAAAUAUUUUUAUACUUACGUUGAGUGAUGUGUUUAACAAUAUAAAAUUGUGACCAAGAUGAUUGUUCCUGUCCUACAGGGCCAGUGAACUACUUAUUAAACCUUACUGAUAGCACUCAAUUUAGCAGUUCUGAGAACAUGUGAAAGUAAGUUAAAACUAAAGGCACUAUAUUUUUACAUUCUACAAUGAAUAUGUGUAAGAAAUGUUUAGAUAUAAAACAAACUUAUUAAAGAGGUAGAAAGGAAGUUAUAAACGGGUUUCUUAAAAUUUUAGUUCUUGGAACUAUUUGUUCAUUUAUGUGGGGAAAAUUCUUGGUUCCAGUGAUAUUGCUCUAGUUACUACUGUUAAACAUGUUAUUACUAGAAAGGUAGUACUAGCAGCAGCAUGAUAUGUAUUGUUAUCUGUGGGAUAAAUGUGUGGUGCUCAGAACAAAAUAUACCUCCAUCCCUAGCGUAAGGAUAUCCUUUCCAGCUCAAACUUGGCUAAGGAGAAGAAUAACCAGGAGAAACAGUGGAGACUGGGGGACACUGGAGUUUGUAUAAGGCUUAACCUAUGAUGUAACAGUUGGGUUGAUACAUACAUUCAAUGCAAUUAUUUUUUUAAAAACUUACAUCCAUGUUGGGAGUAGAUAAGUAUAUGACUUGUUUGGAAAUACUUUGAGAGAAUAUAUAUUUAUAUGUGCAAACCAUCUUUUAAACUGUCUCCAUCAAAAGGAAAUAAUAAUUAAUUUGUAGCCCUAGGAAAUAAAGACAUAUAUUAUCA
Microcebus murinus (gray mouse lemur) is the source of this 2932-nucleotide messenger RNA. It is a transcript of the gene BORA, whose product is annotated as BORA aurora kinase A activator. Gene Ontology annotation, cellular component: cytoplasm; nucleus. The record is from RefSeq and is a predicted model, not a curated record. Gene Ontology annotation, molecular function: protein kinase binding. Gene Ontology annotation, biological process: activation of protein kinase activity; regulation of mitotic spindle organization; regulation of mitotic nuclear division. NCBI's taxonomy places the organism in Eukaryota, Metazoa, Chordata, Mammalia, Primates, Cheirogaleidae.